AAAAAAAAAAAAAAAACAGAAAAUACCCUGACCAUACCUCACCUCUCUGCCUUGCGCUGUUCAUUGCCUUUGUUUCUUUUUCUUCCUCCGCCCUCUCCUUCACCUUGCAACAUCCAUUUUCUGUUGGAUUACUUGAUCCUACGUUUCUCUCCUUUCAUCCUCCACACCUCGUUGCCGACACACCCCUGGCGAACAAUCGCAUGUUCGGCUUCUUUGCAUGCGCUCCUCCUCCUGAUGAUGCGACGUUGCGACCAAUACUCCUCGCAACAAACCUCCCGUCGCCCUCGUCCCGACUAACAACCAUCGACUUGUAAUUCGUUUACCCUCGACUGCCGACUGAUGCUCGAGCUGCACGCAGCACCCCCGACGGCCAUACAUUGAUCAAAAGCGUGACGAGCUAUGUGGCGGAGGACCUACCUGUUUCUGGUGUUGAUCCGGCUGUGGUUCGCGCUAUCGCCCAGCUACCUCCACCCCGACGAGAAUUUCCAAGGCCCAGAGGUUAUCGCAGGCCAAAUCUUCAGCUACCCGGUCCGACACACGUGGGAAUUCACAAACGAACAUCCGAUACGAAGCGUCUUUCCAUUAUGGCCUGUGUACGGCCUGCCCAUGUUGCUACUGCGAUGGCUGUGGAUCGGUAACGGCAAGGACGGGGAGAUCCCUCCCAUCGCAGUCUUUUGGACCCUUCGCGUGCUCAUGUUCGUCACCAGCUUUGUACUGGAGGACUGGGCCAUCCACGAGCUCAUCAGCUCCCCGCGCCACCGACGAGUUGCUGUGCUUUUGGUUGCUUCGUCUUACGUCACAUGGACCUACCAAACCCACACGUUCUCCAACUCGGUUGAAUGCCUGGUUGUUGCUUGGUGUUUGGUCCUGAUUCAGCGCAUUGGCGAGAGCCCGCAACAAUCGUCGCUUCUUGCUUCUUCGAUUCUCGGCGUAGUGGCCGUGUUCGGAUUGUUUAAUAGGAUAACUUUCCCGGCGUUUUUGCUGAUUCCGGGACUUCGCUUGAUACCCCAUUUUCUCAACAGGCCCGUCUCCUUCAUCUUCAUGGCAUUGGCUGGUCUCACAACCACUUUCGUCGCCAUCACACUGGAUACGGUAUUUUAUCUUUCUGAGCCCAUUAAAUGGGCAGACCUCAUUUCCCGGCCCGUCAUCACACCACUCAACAACCUUCUCUACAACAUUGACAUAAACAACCUCGCGCAGCAUGGCCUACACCCCUGGUACCAGCAUCUCCUGAUCAACAUCCCCAUGUUGAUUGGCCCGGCGGCAGUGCUGCUCUUCACCCAGCCGCACAUCUCGCUUCGACUCUACUCGGCCAUCUCCGGCGUCUUCGUGCUGUCCAUCUUCCAGCACCAAGAAGCCCGGUUCCUGUUGCCGACCGUCCCGCUCAUCCUCUCUUCUGUGCACAUGCCCAGAAGUCGUACUCUUCUCCGGGUAUGGAUCGGCGCCUGGAUUGUCUUCAAUCUGUUCUUCGGCAUUUUGAUGGGCAUCUACCACCAGGGAGGUGUUGUGCCGGGUCAGGUAUUUUUGAGCAAGCAACCAGAUGCGACGCAAGCCGUCUGGUGGAAGACUUACACGCCGCCCAUCUGGCUGCUCAACGGUAAAAAUGAGGUUCUCACCACGCGCGACGUUAUGGGCAUGAAGGGCGAUACGCUCCUCGAGGAGCUCACCAAGCUUGCGACGUGCGAUACGCCCGCCGACCGACGCAACUCGGAGUAUCUGAAGGAGAAGAACGGCACGUACCUGAUGGCGCCGGCGUCGGCGACAUGGAUCGACCCCUAUAUCCCCAACAAGGGGCUCAAGGGUCUGCGGUUCCGCGAGGUAUGGCGUUACAAGCAGCAUCUAAACCUCGACGAUUUGGAUUUUGGUGACGACGGCAUUUGGAACACCUUGGCACGGGUGAUCGGUAGGCGCGGUCUUGUCGCCUGGCGGGUGACGAAGAGCUGCAAAUGAUCAGGAAGCAGCAGGGGAAAAAAGCAAUGAAUGAAAAGACUUUGAACGUUUGAUGACACCAUCUUGUCCGAGAAUGGAAUGAACUUGGUAUCGUACAUGUUUCCCCCCCCCCAGCCCGCUUCAGCCAUC
This is a messenger RNA of Colletotrichum navitas, 2079 nucleotides long. RefSeq names its product Alg9-like mannosyltransferase. NCBI's taxonomy places the organism in Eukaryota, Fungi, Ascomycota, Sordariomycetes, Glomerellales, Glomerellaceae. Gene Ontology annotation, molecular function: alpha-1,2-mannosyltransferase activity. The record is from RefSeq and is a predicted model, not a curated record. Gene Ontology annotation, cellular component: endoplasmic reticulum membrane. The coding region runs from base 400 to 1950 and encodes 516 amino acids. Gene Ontology annotation, biological process: GPI anchor biosynthetic process. The transcript is spliced from 5 exons.